Messenger RNA from Mytilinidion resinicola, 820 nucleotides. RefSeq lists its product as uncharacterized. The record is from RefSeq and is a predicted model, not a curated record. The transcript has 2 exons. NCBI's taxonomy places the organism in Eukaryota, Fungi, Ascomycota, Dothideomycetes, Mytilinidiales, Mytilinidiaceae. Bases 302 to 658 code for a protein of 118 amino acids.
AGCAACGAUUCCGACGCAGACCUGAUACAUAACGGGACCUUCCGAGAAGAUGAGAGUACCGCCAGGGUUGAGCUGGUCGAUAAGAUCGCUCAAGCGCUUGAGCGUUAUAAUCGCUUCGUGAACUCUUACGCCUAACUAUCACGACAGCCUCUCGCGCGAAAAGACGACAUCGACAACGUUGCGGCCUGGUUUGAUAACCACAUCAUUGCAAUCGACAUACGAGAGUGGGACUACAUCACCCACCGUGAAGAGCUUAUUGCUGUGCAACCCAACUCGCUCCUGGUUUCGUGGCAUCCUAGAAAUGACACGCUUCCUCAAAAUACCAUGGUUGAAGCCAUGCUUUCUACGCACCCCACUUGACGACAAAAUCAUCAACGAUGGCCGCGGAUAUUGGCAGAAUGACCGCAAUUUGGAGGCUUUCUCGUUUUGGGUCAUCGCAUUCGUUGGACUAGGCAUGCUCGUGGGCCCGAUAUGGAUACUUGCAUUUAUUGUGGACCCUUUGAAGCGUCUUGGUGUGAUUACGGGGUUCAUUGCACUGUUUUUCAUUCUUGUGGCUGUGGCAACAACGGCAAAAGUCUCGGAAGCGUUGGCAUCGGCGGCGGCCUAUUCGGCUGUGUUGAUGGUGUUCAUGCAGAUAGGGACGAUUAGGGCUCAUUAGCACAGAAUAGCCUCGUUAUCCAAGCCGCAACCACUCCUCAUACCAGCCCUGAUUUCCAGCUCUUAACCACUCCACUCGAACCCAUCCCCUAAAUCAAUACCUCAUCUUCCUCCAUCCCCAUUCCCACAUCCCUAUCAGCCAGCAUUCACGCACUUCACCAUC